Molecule: messenger RNA, 1570 nt
Organism: Hyposmocoma kahamanoa
Lineage: Eukaryota; Metazoa; Arthropoda; Insecta; Lepidoptera; Cosmopterigidae
Gene: Sec61alpha
Product: protein transport protein Sec61 subunit alpha
Exons: 10
Coding region: 124-1554 (476 amino acids)
Biological process (GO): post-translational protein targeting to membrane, translocation; SRP-dependent cotranslational protein targeting to membrane, translocation
Cellular component (GO): membrane; Sec61 translocon complex
Molecular function (GO): signal sequence receptor activity; transmembrane protein transporter activity; ribosome binding
Source: RefSeq, a predicted model, not a curated record
UUGCGCAGGCUCAUUUUCGUAAAAGUCCAAUUGGAGUGUUACGAAUGAACAAAAGUUGAAUGGUUUUAGCCCAAUUGAUCAGUUAAUAUUUUAGUUAGGAUAGUGAAAUCUCAAUAAAUCAAAAUGGGAAUCAAAUUCCUCGAAAUUAUAAAGCCGUUUUGCAGUAUAUUGCCAGAAAUAGCGAAACCAGAAAGGAAGAUCCAGUUCCGAGAGAAAGUACUAUGGACUGCAAUCACUCUAUUUAUUUUCUUAGUAUGCUGUCAGAUCCCCCUCUUCGGUAUAAUGUCUUCGGACAGUGCAGAUCCAUUCUACUGGAUCCGUGUGAUCCUAGCGUCUAACAGGGGUACGCUUAUGGAACUUGGUAUCUCCCCCAUUGUGACCUCCGGCUUAAUUAUGCAGCUCCUUGCUGGAGCCAAGAUCAUUGAAGUCGGUGACACUCCUAAGGACCGGGCAUUGUACAAUGGUGCUCAAAAAUUGUUCGGCAUGGUUAUAACAGUGGGCCAAGCUAUCGUGUACGUGAUGACGGGAAUGUACGGCGAACCCAGUGAGAUCGGCGCUGGCAUUUGUCUGUUGAUCAUCAUUCAGCUUUUCGUUGCUGGCCUGAUUGUACUGCUUCUUGAUGAACUCCUACAGAAAGGCUAUGGUCUGGGUUCUGGUAUUUCCCUGUUCAUCGCCACCAACAUUUGUGAGACCAUCGUCUGGAAAGCAUUCUCACCAGCUACCGUUAACACUGGUCGUGGUACAGAGUUCGAAGGAGCAGUGAUAGCCUUGUUCCACCUGUUGGCGACUCGUCCGGACAAAGUGCGCGCUCUUCGCGAGGCCUUCUAUCGCCAGAACCUGCCCAACCUCAUGAACCUGCUCGCCACAGUUCUCGUUUUCGCCAUCGUCAUAUACUUCCAGGGCUUCCGCGUGGACCUUCCUAUAAAAUCCGCGCGGUACCGCGGCCAGUAUUCGUCUUACCCCAUCAAGCUCUUCUAUACCUCCAAUAUUCCUAUCAUCCUGCAAUCUGCUCUUGUCUCUAAUCUUUACGUCAUUUCACAGAUGUUAGCUGUGAAGUUCAGCGGCAACUUCCUCGUGAACCUGCUGGGCGUGUGGGCGGACGUAGGCGGCGGGGGCCCCGCGCGCGCCUACCCUGUGGGCGGCCUCUGCUACUACUUCAGCCCGCCGGAGUCCCUGUCUCACAUCGCACAAGACCCAGUGCAUGCUGUACUCUACAUCAUCUUCAUGUUGGGCUCCUGCGCCUUCUUCUCCAAGACCUGGAUCGAUGUUUCUGGAUCUUCGGCUAAGGAUGUGGCGAAACAAUUGAAAGAGCAGCAGAUGGUGAUGCGUGGUCAUCGUGACAACUCCAUGAUCCACGAACUGAAUCGGUACAUUCCCACCGCUGCUGCGUUCGGAGGGCUUUGCAUCGGCGCCCUCUCGGUAUUAGCGGAUUUCUUAGGCGCCAUUGGCUCCGGCACGGGUAUCCUGCUGGCCGUCACUAUCAUCUACCAGUACUUUGAGAUCUUCGUCAAGGAACAGGCGGAGAUGGGCGGCAUGAGCACGCUUCUGUUCUAAAUCUAACUAUAGAACG